AUGGAUUCGGUGGAAGAAGAUUUUGAAGAUGGCGAGUGGCCAUUCGGAGAAUUUGGUGAGCCCGGAGAAGUGUUGUCUCAAUUUGGGUCAGCAUGCACCAAGAUCAGUGAACUAUUGGCUUCCGCUGACAAAACGGCGGGAGAAUACUCGUUUGGAGGGCAAGCGGAGACGUUGCCUGUUGCUCCGGGCAUUGUAGUAGAUGGGGUGGGGACAAUUGGCGUUCCGUUGAGCCAAGAGCAAGCUGAAAAGUUGAUCACGAAGUGUGAGAAGUCUCCUUUCGGACACAACUACAACACCAAAAUGGACGAGAACGUUCGUAAAUCCUGGCAGCUGGCACCGGAUCAAGUGGAGAUCACGAACACACUCUGGGCUCCUGGCCUCGAGGAACUCACUAAAACUAUUGGCCAGCGCUUGGGAUACGACUCGGUGCCACUUGAAUGUUCCCUCUACAAGUUCCUGGUCUACGGAGAAGGCGGCCACUUCGUCAAGCACCAGGACACUGAGAAGGAAGAAGGCAUGAUUGCCACCUUGGUUGUUCAGCUGCCAAGUAUCCAUGAAGGGGGAGACCUUGUAGUGUAUCGCGGCGGGAAAGAGCGAUACCGCCACGACUUCGGUAAGGCAGAGGGAACAGCGGCAUUUUUGCCACACUAUGCAGUUCACUACGCUGAUGCGGAGCAUGCCCUGGAAGAGGUUACGAAGGGAUACUGCCUAGCUUUGGUCUACUCGAUAUGCCUGCCCUCGACGAUGCGGAACCUGAAGAAAUAUUCUAACUCCCCCACCAGUGACGACCUCGUGGAUGCUAUCAGCGAAAUGGUCGAGGGGAAAGAGUAUUUUUCAUUGUUCUUGGAGCAGGAGUACACCGCGUACAGCAUUGAAAGUUUCGGCACCGGGGCACUGAAACACAUUGACAGUGCGAGAUUUCGGGCGCUGAAUGAAGCGAACGCUGCCGUUCCUGACGACAAGAAGCUGGAGUUUUUCCUCGCCAAGCUGUCGCACAAGGUCACCUCGGGUCCGAAAGACGGGUACAAUAGUUUCAGUGGCUGGAAGGGAAUGUUGCGCGAGCAAUCCAUCGACUGGUAUUCUUCGAGUGGAGAGUGUCUAGAAAACACGGAGGAUGAAAAGUUGGGCUGCUUCCUCAAUUUCUUGAAUCCGACCCAAGCAACUUUCGCUCAACUGUGGGGGCGCUACGGAAGCAGUACUGAAAUACCCUACACCGGUAACGAGGGCCCUACCAAGCACACGGAGUACUCCAGAUUCGCGCUUGUGGCGUGGCCGGCAGUGCAACGCGUUGAGGCCGCACUGGAGAUUAUGUCUGUGGAAGUUGCUGUCGAGGCUUUGAUGGCUCGAAGACCCGUUGGUGCCGCGGACCUUCGCGCGUUUCUUGACAAGGCAAGUAAGCGGAUGGCUGCGGCUAAAGGCAAAUGGGCGAACAAGGAGAAGGCGUCAGUGAGGUUUUGUCGGUCUUUCAUCGAGUUGCUGAUAGAAGCUGGAGAUCCCGACCUGGCGACGUUGUUCGUCACCAGGUUUUGCCCCCGCCUUGGUCUGUUAAAUGAGAAUACGUCCCUUAUCCCAGGGAUAACCAAGAUCUUGAAGACAUUUGAUUGGAAUGAGAUUGGGGCGGCGAUGCUGGAUGUGCUCAGGGAAAAGAAUCAGGAGUUCCUGAGGAACGGAGACUCGGCACUGGAACUGACGCUGCAAGUACUUGACGGAUUGGACGAUGGAGCUGCUCGGCAAGCGCUACUCAAGCUGGCGAUGGCGUUAACUAUAGAAGCUGAUACCAAGCCGCCUCCUAGAGGGGUCAAGCCGGUCGAUUUGAACUCUCCCAAGGUCACUGGAAUCCUGUCGAAGCAUGCUCUCGGCGCCAGUGACAACAGUAUAUUCGAGACAUUGGCCAACCACUUUAUGCAGAAAGACCCGAAGGAUCUGGGCCCAAUGCUCGAGGCUUGUUCCCAGUAUGUUGGCGACCUGGACGAAGAGAGUGAUCGAUUCUCUACACUCGCGGCGAUUGCGGCAAAACGGAUCGAGUGGUUGAAGAGCGAGAUUCAGCGAUUGGAUAGAGCGUUCUCUUGGGAAAUGCCCGAUGCCGUGUUCCCCGAGAACCCGAAGAUUGAGGCGUUUCUUCGUGGUACUGACACCUCCGUGAACACUGUGGGUUUGAAGGCGUUCAACAGUCUCCCGGAAGCGCGGAAGUACGCUGCAGACUGUGUGCAAAAUGGGGCGUCCUUCACCAUGAAACCUGCUGGGAAAGGCAAGAAGGCGUUCGUGACGAUCACGAAGACGAGGAAGUGGUAUAAUGAUUGCCAGAAAAGUGUGCGCGAGUACCAGACCGAGGUGGAGAACCUGGUGCAGCUAUACAAGUUUGGCAGCCCAGCGAAAAAAGCACGCACCGAGUAA
Phytophthora sojae is the source of this 2394-nucleotide messenger RNA. RefSeq lists its product as hypothetical. The transcript has a single exon. Lineage: Eukaryota; Oomycota; Peronosporomycetes; Peronosporales; Peronosporaceae. The coding region runs from base 1 to 2394 and encodes 797 amino acids. The record is from RefSeq and is a predicted model, not a curated record.